GUUAUUUUUACCACUGCUACAAGGAUGAGCCUUCGCAGCCAGGCCCUUUGGGGCUACCGCCGCCUGGUCCGCGCCAGCGAGAAGGCCUUCGUCGGCGACGUCUACGCCAUCACGGAAGCGCGCAAGGCCAUCCGCGCCAACUUUGCCGAGAACCGCGCCGAGACCGACGCCGAGACGAUCCAGGCCAUGGUCAAGGGCAUCGACGAGGCCGAGUCGAUGCUGCUCUUCAACAUUGUGCAAGGCAAGAAGAACGAGUCGGGCUCGUUUGCUGUCAAGCUCACGGACCCGCAAAAGAGCAAGAUGCGCAAGGACGAAGAGCUCACGGCCGUGACACCAACGACCGUCAAGACGCCGGAAGUCACGCGGUCGUGCGCGACCGGCGACUGCCCUGCGUAAGCGCGCCUGUACAACCCAUAGAUGUGAUAACACGUACUAACAACGCCUCUGCACGGCCAUGGCGUGUAGUUGGCGCCUUCUAGCCUCUCACCAGCCUGGCUACGCAACUGCAAUACGCGU
Molecule: messenger RNA, 516 nt
Organism: Saprolegnia parasitica CBS 223.65
Lineage: Eukaryota; Oomycota; Saprolegniomycetes; Saprolegniales; Saprolegniaceae
Exons: 1
Coding region: 25-396 (123 amino acids)
Biological process (GO): mitochondrial respiratory chain complex III assembly
Source: RefSeq, a predicted model, not a curated record